This is a messenger RNA of Condylostylus longicornis, 2802 nucleotides long. It is a transcript of the gene Prestin, whose product is annotated as prestin. The transcript is spliced from 8 exons. NCBI's taxonomy places the organism in Eukaryota, Metazoa, Arthropoda, Insecta, Diptera, Dolichopodidae. Bases 816 to 2552 code for a protein of 578 amino acids. Gene Ontology annotation, biological process: transmembrane transport. Gene Ontology annotation, molecular function: sulfate transmembrane transporter activity; bicarbonate transmembrane transporter activity; chloride transmembrane transporter activity. Gene Ontology annotation, cellular component: membrane. The record is from RefSeq and is a predicted model, not a curated record.
UCGUACUUCUACAAAAUUAAUCAUAUACCGUCGUUUUUUUUAUUUUUAAUUUCUUUUUCUUUAAGAUUUUGUUUUUCUUUGUUUUUUUAUGAAUAAUUUUUACAAGCACGUAUUUUAUAUAAUAAAUUUACUAUAUUGAAAUAAAUAAUUAAAUAUUAUUUUUUUUUUCCUGAGUUUUGCUAAUAAUUAUUUAAGCAAAUAUUUAUAAACUAUACUUUUAAUAGAUUUUAAAAUAUAUUUAGAAAACAAAAAUAAAAAAAAAAUUUAUUUCUAAAAAAAAAAGCAAAAAUUUAAAUAGAAGGAAAAAAAAUUAUACUUAUACAUGAUAUUUUUUAUUAUUGUAUAAUUUCUGUGUCGUCAUUCAAAGAACAAUUUAGUGAAAAUUUAAUAUUGCACAUACAUUACUGAAGUGGUAUUUGAUGCUAGUAAACAUGAAGAUUGAUGACAUCCUUUAAGUACAUUGGAAUUUACAUGAAAAGUCUAUAAAAUAAGACACCAAAUUUUCAAAAUAUAUUGAAUAUUUAAAAAUUCAAAUUGAAGACACGAAAAAUGAGUAGGAAUAGUCUGACGAAAAACCAAAAUCCUUGCCAAAUUAUUCUAUUAACCGUAAAGUACUUACACAAGAGGCUGUUAUUGAAGAGACAAGCUAUGAAACACGUUACAAAACCAUUCCAGCUGUACUUAAAAAUUAUUGUAGAAGUUUUAAUUGUAUAAAAUUAUUUCGUGGAUUAAUACCAAUUUUAGAAUGGCUGCCAAAAUAUUCAUUCAAAAAAAAUUUAAUCGGUGAUAUAACUUCCGGAAUCACAGUAUCUGUGAUGCAAAUACCUCAAGGGAUGGCUUAUGGAAUGUUAGCUGGUGUUGAAGCAAAAGUAGGACUUUAUAUGGCGUUCUUUCCAGUUUUAGUUUAUAUGAUUUUUGGUACAUCACGCCAUAUAUCAAUAGGAACAUUUGCUGUUAUAGCUCUUAUGACAUUGAAAGCAGUCCAAACGCAUAGUUCAAUUGACUCUUUCUUAAUCAGCAAUUCAACAAACAUAAUAUCAAAUGGCGAUGUCGAUUCACAAGAAUUCUACAGUCCUAUUCAAGUUGUAACAGCACUUGCAAUUGCAACUAGCAUAAUUCAUUUAGUAAUGGCUAUAUUUAGACUUGGAAAAUUAUCUUCGCUCCUUACUGAUCCACUUGUUAAGGGCUUUACGACAGCAGCAGCUUUUCACGUAGUUACUAGUCAACUUAAAGAUGUCUUUGGUAUUACAAUACCAAGAUUUAAGGGUGCAUUUAAAAUAAUAUACACUUUAAUAGCCGUCAUAGAAAAUAUAUCUGAAAUUAAUGUGGCAACAUUUGUAUUUUCAAUUUGUAUAAUAUUUUUUAUGAUGAUAAUGAAUGAAGUGGCAAAACCUGCGCUAUCAAAACGAUGUAAAUUUCCUUUGCCCGCAGAAUUUAUGGCUGUGCUAGGUGGUACUUUAAUAUCAAAAUAUUCAGGUUUAACAGAAAAAUAUAGUAUAGUAGUUGUUGGAGAAAUUCCAGUUGGUUUACCAGAACCAUUUUUCCCACCACUAAAAUUAAUUAAUAAAUUGUGGAUUGAUGCAAUAGCUAUUUCAAUUGUAAGUUUUUCUGUUGUUAUAUCAAUGGGGUUAUUAUUUGCUAAGAAACAUGCUUAUGAGAUAAAACCAAAUCAAGAGUUAGUUGCACUUGGUCUUGGUAAUCUUGUUGGUGGAUGUUUUUCCUGUAUGCCAAUGUGCUGUUCCUUAUCAAGAUCAUUAAUUCAAGAGCAAACAGGAGGUGAAACACAAAUAUCCUCAUUGAUUGCGGCCUUGCUAAUUUUAUUAAUAUUAUUGGUAAUCGGACCAUUUUUUGAAACGUUGCCAAGAUGUGUUUUGGCUGGUAUCAUUAUUGUUGCGCUUAAAGGAAUGUUUAUGCAAUUUAAGGAAGUUAAAACUUUUGCGAAACAAGGGAAAAUGGAGUUAUUUAUAUGGUUAAUAACAUUUUUUUCUGUAGUCAUAAUCGAUUAUGAUAUUGGUUUGGCAAUUGGAAUAAUUGUGGCUACAGGUGCCUUUUUUUUGAAAAGUAUCAAACCUUACUAUUGUUUGAUGGGAACACUACCGUAUUCAGAAACGGGCGUAUAUGUGUGUUUGGAUCGUCAUAAAAAUGCAGUGGAGCCUGCAGGAAUAAAAAUUUUUCAUUAUUCUGGUUCAUUAAAUUUUGCUACUAUGAGCGGAUACAAAAAAUGUUUAUUUAAAUCAAUUAAAGUAAACAGUACUCAAAUUCGAAGAAAUAGUAUGCUAGGACCAACCGAAAGGGAUAAUUUUUUACCAUCUUUCCAAACACUGGUUAUAGAUUUAGCGGCAGUUGGUCAUUUAGAUGUAGCUGGUUGUCAUGUGUUAACAGAUGUAUUAAAAGAAAUGGAAUUAAUUGGUGUAAGACUAUAUUUAGCAGCUCCAUCAGAUCGUGUUUAUGACACUCUAAUACAUAGUAUGGCUUUAGGAGAAGGUCCAUUUGUGAUAUUACCAACAAUUCAUGAUGCUGUUUUAUUAGGAACUGCUUAUCAUAAUACGUGACAAGAACAAAUACUUAAAAAAAUUUACUUAAUAUUUCCCUACUUAAAAUUUUUUGUAAAUUAAGCUUUACAAAAAUAUAGUAGAUCCGUGUUUAUACUUUAUUUCAUAUUAUUGUUAAUAUUAAUGUUACAUAGUAUUUAGAAAUUUAAAAAAUGUAAUAAAUUUAUUAAUAAGUAAAGUUUUGUUACAAAAAAUAAUUUAAAAUGAAGCUGUUACAGUUUUGAACAAAUUGUAUGGAACAAAAUUAUUG